GGAGAGCUGCGCGGCCAGACGUGUGGUUCCCCGGCGCGGCGGGGCCUCCUGCCAGCUCCAUGAGCACUUUCUACUUGUGCAUGGGCUUGGUUUAUACAAAUUGCCAUUAAAACAUCGCUGCACCAGCCAGCCUCCGGCCUCUAUCUGCAGGGGGCGGGGCGGGGCUCGCCGGCUUCCAGGAAGGAAGAGACGGGGACGCGCGCGCCGCUGACCUCGUGCCUGCGCCCCCGCUAAGGCGUGGUUUUCCGCCUCCGACGUGUUUCCCGCCUUUAAAGGCAUUUCGCCCUUCCCUUUAAAACGCACCGCCCCCUCUCAGUCACUUCCAAGAUGGCGGACCUACUGGGCUCCAUCCUGAGCUCCAUGGAGAAGCCACCCAGCCUCGGCGACCAGGAGACUCGGCGCAAGGCCCGAGCCCCAGUUUCAUGCUGCCAUUUCUCACCUCCAGAGCAGGCUACCCGUCUGAAGAAACUACAAGAGCAAGAGAAACAACAGAAAGUGGAAUUUCGUAAAAGGAUGGAGAAAGAGGUGUCAGAUUUCAUCCAAGACAGUGGGCAGAUCAAGAAAAAGUUUCAGCCUAUGAACAAGAUAGAGAGGAGCAUACUACAUGAUGUAGUGGAAGUGGCUGGCCUGACAUCCUUCUCCUUUGGGGAAGAUGAUGACUGUCGCUACGUCAUGAUCUUCAAAAAGGAGUUUGCACCCUCGGAUGAAGAGCUGGAAUCCUACCGCCAUGGAGAAGAGUGGGAUCCCCAGAAGGCUGAGGAGAAGCGGAAGCUAAAGGAGCUGGCCCAGCAGCAGGAGGAGGAGGCGGCCCAGCAGGGACCAGUGGUGGUAAGCCCUGCCAGUGACUACAAGGACAAGUAUAGCCACCUCAUUGGCAAGGGAGCAGCCAAGGAUGCAGCCCACAUGUUAGAGGCCAAUAAGACCUAUGGCUGUGUGCCCGUGGCCAACAAGAGGGACACACGUUCCAUUGAAGAGGCCAUGAAUGAGAUCCGAGCCAAGAAGCGUCUGCGGCAGAGCGGGGAAGAGUUGCCACCUACCUCCUAGGAGCCCCACCCAGCUCCCUUUGACCUCUUGGGGCAGGGCAGGGAGGGACAAGGCUGCUGCUAUUAAGACCCAUCCUGGAGCCCCACCUCUGGAACCUUCUGCCAGCUGUCACUUAGGCUGGGGGGAGCAGGUGUUUGUCACUGUCGGAGCUUGGAUAUGUAUGUGCAGGAUGUGUGUGUGUGUGUGUGUGUAAAAGUGUGAAUGCACAGGUGAAUAUUUAAUCUGUAUUAUUCUCUGUUCUCCUUGGAACUUUCUUCCCCAUGGGGCUGGUUACUUUACAUUCAAUAAACACUGUUUGACCCAA
This is a messenger RNA of Heterocephalus glaber (naked mole-rat), 1348 nucleotides long. It is a transcript of the gene Spag7, whose product is annotated as sperm associated antigen 7. The record is from RefSeq and is a predicted model, not a curated record. NCBI's taxonomy places the organism in Eukaryota, Metazoa, Chordata, Mammalia, Rodentia, Bathyergidae. Gene Ontology annotation, molecular function: nucleic acid binding.